Molecule: messenger RNA, 3351 nt
Organism: Eucalyptus grandis
Lineage: Eukaryota; Viridiplantae; Streptophyta; Magnoliopsida; Myrtales; Myrtaceae
Product: MDIS1-interacting receptor like kinase 2
Exons: 3
Coding region: 1-3150 (1049 amino acids)
Biological process (GO): protein phosphorylation
Molecular function (GO): protein kinase activity; protein binding; ATP binding
Source: RefSeq, a predicted model, not a curated record
AUGGUUCUCUCUUCGCUUAAAGAAGAGCCACAAUGUCACAAAGCUGUCUUCCUAAAGCUCUUCAACGUCAAGUCUGUUGUCGUGAUCGUUGGAAUAAUGCUCACCUUGUUCCCUGGCUUUGCUUCAACUGCCACUCCUGGUUUCCCUCCUGAAGCCGAAGAUGGGAAUAAAGAGGAGGCGGCAGAAACUCUGCUGAAAUGGAAAUCCACUCUUGACAGUCAAAGCCAAUCUCUCAUGUCCUCAUGGCGGGGGGAGAAUGCUUGCUCUAGUAAUUGGACAGGAGUCACCUGUGACCGACCAGAAGUGGUCACUACUCUAAAUCUUUCGAACAUGGGCUUGACAGGUAUGCUUGGUGCUCUAAAUUUCACCGCUCUUCCUCAUCUAAUUAGCCUGGACCUGUCAAACAACUCAUUUCGUGGCCCCAUUCCAUCAUCCAUCGGAAACCUCUCUAAACUGUCAACCCUUAAUCUCUCGGUCAACUCUCUCUCCCAGAGCAUUCCUUCUGCUCUUGGUAGAUUGACCAGUCUAAGGCUUUUGUACCUUCGUCAGAAUCGGCUGAGGGGGCCUAUCCCGGAGGAUAUAUUUACGUUGAACUCCCUUUUGGAGCUUAGUUUCUCGGUCAACAAUCUCACAGGUGCUCUUCCUACUUCUAUUGGCUUACUGGGGAACCUAACGAUUCUGGACUUGAGCUACAACGGCCUUCAGGGAUCGAUUCCUCAUGAAAUUUGUGCCAUCAAUUCUUUGUCUGUACUUCAUCUUCGGGCGAACAAGUUAACUGGUUCAAUUCCCACUUGCAUAGUAAACAUGACCCAGCUAACCGUACUUAAACUUCUGGAAAAUUAUCUUUCUGGUUCGAUUCCACGGGAAAUUGGGAAAUUGAGAUCCCUUAUUCGCCUCACUCUGCAUGGGAACAAUCUCAAUGGUUUCAUCCCUGCAUCUAUUGGGAACUUGAGCAACCUACUUGAACUCUCUCUAUCCUCUAAUGAUCUUUCGGGACCUAUUCCCCAGGAAGUGGGUGACUUGAGAUCUUUAACCCUACUAGCUUUGUCCAUCAAUAGUCUCAAUGGUUCGAUCCCUACAUCAGUUGGGAACUUGGUUAAUCUAACCGUAUUGCUUCUGCAUUUCAACAACCUGUCUGGUUUCGUUCCUCGUGAAUUGAAUAAUCUCACUCGUUUAGUUCAGUUUACUCUGGCUCGAAACGAGCUAACAGGGCAGCUUCCAGAAAAUGUAUGCCUCGGUGGGUCACUGGAAGUCUUUACAGCAUUUGACAAUCACUUGAAUGGUCCCAUCCCAAAGAGCUUGAGGAACUGCAGCGGCUUAGCUAGGCUUUGGCUUCAAGGAAAUCGACUUAGCGGAAAUAUAACAGAAGAUUUUGGUGUAUACCCUAAGUUAAAACUCAUUGACUUGAGCCUUAACCAACUCUCUGGCAAGCUCUCUUGGACCUGGGGACUAUGUAGUAGAUUGCAGAGCUUCCAUAUCUCUCACAACAAUAUUUUUGGUCAGAUUCCCCCCACGAUUGGGAACAUGACUCAAUUGAGAGUGCUGGACUUAUCUUUGAACUACAUCACUGGAGAGAUUCCUCAUGAAUUGGGAAGACUAGUUUCAUUGAUAGAUCUUUCUCUGCAUGGUAACAAUAUUUCAGGUGACAUUCCCCAUGAGAUUGGGCUUUUCUUAAGUCUAGCAAAGCUCAACUUGGCAAGCAACAGUCUGAGUGGUCCAAUUCCUGCACAAUUAGGACAAUGUAGAAAAUUAUGGUACUUGAAUUUGAGCAGAAACAUGAUUCGAGGAAGUAUUCCUCCAGAGGUUGGAAGUAUUCAAUUUCUGCAGAUCCUUGAUUUAUCCAGUAACAUCUUGGAGGGAAAACUACCCCAGGAUCUUGGAAAGCUGACUGCGUUAGCUGACUUAAAUCUCUCCCAUAAUGACUUGUUCGGUUCCAUUCCGAAUAGUUUCUUUGAUAUGUUAGGUCUCGUGUCUGUUGACAUAUCAUAUAAUGACUUGGAGGGGCCACUCCCGGACAUUAUGGCCUUUCGCAUGGCUCCAUACACAACGAUACAGAAUAACAAAGACGUAUGUGGUGUUGUGGCUGGUCUAAGAGCCAUCUUGUUCCUCAUUUUUGUCAUCACAGUGAUCGUUCUUUUGGCUGGCAAGAGAUGCAAGAAUGGAAAGUGUAAUUUGAAAGAGGUGCAUACUGGAGAUCCCUUUGUGGUGUGGAGCUACGAUGGCCAAUUGGUUUAUCGACUUAUCAUCGACGCCACUGAAGGGUUCGAACUGAAAAACCGAAUUGGAGAGGGAGGAUUUGGAACUGUUUACAAAGCUGAGCUGUCCCCUGAUCGAGUUUUCGCAGUGAAGAAGCUUAAUUCAAUAGAAGACGGGGAGGUGGUUGGGGUUACAUCUUUGCAGAGAGAGGUAAAUUGCCUAGCAAAUAUAUGCCACCGCAACAUUGUGAAGCUAUAUGGAUACUGCCUACAUUCAAAGCAUUCAUUUUUGGUUUAUGAGUUCCUCGAAAGAGGAAGCUUAAGAAGAAUCUUGAAUGACGACGAAGCGGCGAUGGAGCUCUACUGGUGCAGGAGGGUAAACGUUAUUAAAGGAGUGGCGAACGCAUUGUCCUAUAUGCACCAUAAUUGCUUCCCCCCAUGGAUUCACCGAGACAUGACAAGCAACAACGUUUUGUUGGAUGCUGAUUACGAGGCUCACGUUUCUGACUUUGGCAUUGCUAGGCUUCUCAAACCAGAUUCAUCGAAUUGGACUUCUUUGGCUGGUACUCUUGGGUACAUUGCUCCAGAGCUAGCAUACUCACCAGCAGUCACAGAAAAAUGCGAUGUUUUUGGCUUUGGAGUGGUAGCAAUGGAAGUGAUCAUGGGAAAACACCCAGGAGAUCUCAUCUCCAUUUCGGAUCCAUCUUCAUCGCUGGCAAAGAUUGGUUCGGACUUUUUACUCCAGGAUGUGUUGGAUCGACGCCUCUCGCUUCCUGUGGGAAGAGAUGCAGAGGACGUGGUGUCACUUGCAAAACUGGCGUUUGCAUGUUUGCAAGUGGAUCCCCGGCGCCGGCCAAGCAUGAAAGGAGUCUCGCUACUACUACCAGUUCGAGUGCCUCUAGCAAAGCCAUUUUCUGAGAUCACAUUGGGCGAACUAAACAGCUUCGGCUGUUGAUUUUGUGUACAUAAUGUGUACAUGAAAGAGAUGCAUCGUUAAGCAGUUAUAAAGUGAGAGCACCAUAAAACAAGUCGCAUUCCAACAUAAAAUGGGGAUGUGUGGUUGAGCCGCAUCCUCACAAAACUCCAUUCUGUCCUACUACCGUUUAUAUCAAACAUUUAUAUAUGCAUAUCUAAGCCAAAACCUCCUAUUGUCUCA